AUGGAUGGUCCACUAGAUGCUAAUUCUUUGAAAAAUUCGCUAUUGGCGAUGGGUUAUCAAGAAAAUCUGGCGACAAUUGCAGUAUGAAAGACUAGCGAGAUGGAAAAAGCAGUUGAUUUAUGUGAAUUCAUCCAAAAUACUUGAGGCCAAAUUUCCCCCAAAGAAUAUUAUUUUAACUACCUUUCUUCAAUGGGAUACCCUUGCGAAGCUGUUAUCAUGGCUAUUGAAAAAUCAUCACUUAAUGAAGCCAUAGACUUUCUCGACAAUCCUCCUGAAGAGUCUAAAGCCAUUCCUGAUAAUCCUGCUCAAAAUCAAAGACAGCCAGGAAGAAAUUUAUUUAGUCAAAUGAGAGGUUUGCUUCAAAACGAAGCCAAAAAAGUAGGUGACUUCUUAAAUCACCUUUCAAAUGAAGUCGAAAGGGUCAGAAAUGAUUUAUCAGCUGGAGGAAAAGUUGAAAAAUAUGCUGAACAAUUUUUGCGGGAUGGGAUGACUUUUGAGGACGCUUUUAGAGAGCUGCAAAGAAAUUUUGCUCGAAGAAGACGUCAAAGGCUACCUGGUAAUGAAGAACUAAAAGAAGAUGGUCAGUAUAUAUCUGGUGAGCCAAUAAUUAUAGAUGGGGUUGUCGUUAGCCCAACUUCUUAUCUAGAAAUUUUAAUUAUUUUGGAUAAUAUUAUCCCUCAAAGAGGGAUUUCGGAAAGAGACAAGAAAAAAUUGAGAAAAAUUGGGUAUCAGCUUAGGAUGAAACCUGAGUCUUGUACAGUUUGCAUGGAAGACUUUGAAGUAAAUGAGCAAGUCUAUAUGCUGCCGUGCAAUCAUGUUUUUCAUCAAGACUGCAUAUUGGAGUGGCUUAAAAGGAGCACCAAGUGCCCUCUCUGCAACUUAAAUAUAUAA
Messenger RNA from Blepharisma stoltei, 891 nucleotides. The record is from the annotation of a GenBank genome assembly. Lineage: Eukaryota; Ciliophora; Heterotrichea; Heterotrichida; Blepharismidae.